This is a messenger RNA of Electrophorus electricus (electric eel), 2778 nucleotides long. RefSeq names its product GRAM domain containing 1c (gene gramd1c). NCBI's taxonomy places the organism in Eukaryota, Metazoa, Chordata, Actinopteri, Gymnotiformes, Gymnotidae. Gene Ontology annotation, biological process: intracellular sterol transport. Gene Ontology annotation, cellular component: endoplasmic reticulum membrane; endoplasmic reticulum-plasma membrane contact site; plasma membrane. Gene Ontology annotation, molecular function: cholesterol transfer activity; cholesterol binding. The record is from RefSeq and is a predicted model, not a curated record.
AUGACCCACAGAGCAAAACCAGUGAUGGGUGGUGAUGCACCGUUUUCCACCGUGACAACUGAGGGAAGACUGAAUUCGGAGGAGCACGAGGUGAAUAACAUAAAGCACGAGAUGAAUGACACAAAGCAAGAAGUGAAUAACACAAGGCAAGAAGUGAAUAACACAAGGCAAGAAGUGAAUAACACAAGGCAAGAGGGAGACAUUACUGGACAAUAUAUAGGACCACUUCAAGCACCCCCAACCAGCUACAAACAGCGGCGUGAGGAGUUUAGAAAGACAUUCAAAGAACUGGUUGAGUCAGAAAGACUGAUAGUGGAUUACGCAUGUGCGCUACAGAAGGACAUUCUUUUGCACGGACGUCUCUACCUCACAGAGAGCUAUCUCUGUUUCUACAGUAAUAUUUUUUGGGUAACAAAGAUUAUGGUGAAGCUGAGAGAUAUUGCAUCCAUGUCAAGAGAGAAAACAGCACGAUGGAUACCAAAUGCCAUUCAGAUCUACACAAACACAGAGAAGAUGUUCUUCACAUCAUUUUCUGCAAGAGAGAGAAGUUUCCAGAGCAUCUUUCGCUUAUGGCAGAACUUACUGAUGGAGAAGCAACUGACCAGACACGAGUUGUUGCAGAUGGUCAAACAGCAUUAUGGCAAUGACUUAGGUCUAAGCCAUGAGGAGAUGGAGAGUUUACAGGGUUCGGCAGAUACAGUUGUACAUUCCCAGCCCAGUUUAAAUAUGAAGGGAGAGGAUCACAGCAGACGACUGGAGAGGCCUUCCUCUCUGCGUCUUCCUCACACUGAACAGGCUUCGCAGGAGAUGUCUACGCCACAAGGGGAUGACACCCAGUCGUCCAUUGUUCAGCAGAGCACUCCCUCUGCAAAUGGGGAAGAUUCUCGGAGCACGCCGUCAUGCCAUCGCAGUCCUGCCCUGCCUCUGCACCGCUUUGCCCCUGAGCGAACGUCCAAGUGCUCGUCUCUGUCCUUAGAUCUCAAUGCCAACGAAAGCCGCCUCUCAGACAGUAGCCUCUCUGGUAGCAUGGAGGAGGUGGAACGGGAAUGUGCAUCCCGGGGGUCCCAGGGAAGGCUCUAUGUAAACAGAGUCUUCCGUAUCAGGGCUGAGAAAAUGUUCGAGCUGCUGUUCACCGACUCUUAUUUUUUCCGGCGGUUUAUGGAUGUCAGGAAGAUCACAGGAUGCACCUCUACUUCUUGGCAGAGAGAGACCUCUGGCUCUAUGAAAAGGAGUCGAAAUUAUACCAUCACUAUCAAUAACCCACUAGUGGGCAAAUUUUCCACCGCUACAGAAAAUCAGACCCUGUAUAAGGAGUCGAGGGAGGGUCACUACUACAUAGUGGAUGCUGAGGUGUACACACAUGACGUGCCGUACCACGACUACUUCUACACUGUGAACCGCUACUGCAUCAUCCGCACAUCCAAGCACAAGUGUAGGCUUCGGAUUUACACUGAUGUGAAGUACAAUAAGCAGCCAUGGGGCUUUGUGAAGUCUUUUAUCACCAAGAACUCCUGGAGUGGCCUAGAGGACUACUUCAGACAUCUUGAGGCGGAGCUUCUUGAAGAGGAGGUGGAGCUGACUCAGGGUUCUGGAGAUGGCGGUAAGGGGGGUUUACGCAGACGACGACGGACCUUCAGUCGCACACUGCAAGACCAUGCAAGACCCAGUAGGCAGUACAGUGCAGAUCUGGAGCAGCGCAGGGACAGCACCAUGGGUGCAGUAAAUAUAAAGAGUGCACAAAGUUGGAACAUCACAUCCAUUAUCGCUGGAAUGAGUUUAAUCCUUCUGAUUCUGACUGUACUGAACCUGGGGCUGUUCUUUAAGCUCUGGGCCAUGGAAGACGUGGCCCACCGCAUGUACCUCAGCACCAAGCAGCGCAUGCGGGAGAGAGCUGAGGCCAGUUUGGCACCUGACCUGGGCCCCAGACAGUCUGUGCUCCACCAGAGUCAUGACGAAGCACGCUUAUUGAGGGCAGUGCUGCAAGACUCCAUCAACCUGCUAGAACAGCUUCGCAGCUCUCUGCUGGAACUACAACGCAGCUUCCUGGGACGGAACAAGACCUCCAGCCACCUGUGAGUGCCAUGCUGCCGGGCGACAAGAGGAUGGGGAGGCUGCUCCACAGGGCCUGCCCACGUCAAAGAGCGUUGCCAUAGCCAUGGUUGCUCCAGUAACACCCGUUUGCCAUUGGCUGUUGCCUCUUCAGGCUUGUUGUGGUGUCAGGUGGCUGAAUGUUUUGAACCUUUGUGCUGGGAUGUCUGGUGCAGGGUAUUACGCAGACCCUAAGAGUCCUCAGCUCAGGGUACACUUACACGGGUUGCCUUUUUUCCACUUUUGAUUAUGGUGUGAAUUAUUUUUACAGUUGCCUGCCUUAAUUAUACAGCAUCCCGUUUCAGCCUGUUGGUGUGCAUAGUUGUUGAGUGAUUUUUGUUCAACACUACAGACUCUCCCUGCCACCUUGCGUAAGGUACGAGUGUGCGCAAGAAACAGUAAUUAAUGUUGGAAUAUCCCGUUAUAGCACUGCUAACCAGUGCAUGACGAAGAACUUGAAAGGCCUUUUUUUUUACCAUGUUGGUAAAUUUGUCACUCGCUAAAAAUUCACUUAGUUUCCAAAUGUUUUGUUAAUCAUUGCACCAUUGAAUACUUGUCUGGGAAAUUAUUGCUACUGAGAGAAUAUGUAUUUUGGAUGGUUGUGAAUUAUUCUUCGGAUAUAUGCAUUUUAGUUUCUGCACCCUUCUGUGGUAUUUUUUAAAUAAAGGUUUUAAUGUUAUUUUAUGUUCA